AUGAAGAGGGAUGUCGCAGCAUUUGUGGAGCGCUGCUUAGCCUGCCAACAGGUGAAAGCCUUACACCAACGGCCAUACGGGAAACUACAACCGCUUGAGAUACCCGAGUGGAAAUGGGAGCACAUCACCAUGGACUUCGUGACAGCGUUGCCGAGGACCCUAAAAGGAAACACCGCGAUCUGGUCCGAUGGAGACCGCACUCUCGAGGAUAUGCUUAGAGCCGUGGUGCUCGACCAAGGCGGAAGUUGGGAGACCGCACUCCCUCUGAUCGAGUUCGCUUACAACAACAGUUUUCAAGCAACGUUCGGCAUGGCACCGUAUGAAGCACUAUAUGGAAGAAAGUGUAGAUUUCCGCUUUACUGGGAUGAAGUUGGCGAACGAAGGGCACUUGGACUCGAUGCAGUCGAAGAGAUGGUCGAAAUCGUUCGACAGAUCCGUGCAAGGAUGAAGGAAGCCCAGGACAGACAAAAAUCGUAUGCCGACGUCCGACGAACGGACUUACAAUUCCAAGACAGCGAUAAAGUUUUCCUCAAGUUACGAAAAUACGUGUUCGAUCCGAAGCAUGUGAUUCGCUACGAGGAAGUUGCCAUAAACCCGGAUCUGAGCUACGAGGAGCAACCUCAGAUGAUCUUGGAUCGAAAGGUCCAAACCUCGAGAAAUAAAUCCACUGCCUUCAUGAAAAUACAAUGGAGAAACCACGGGCCCGAGGAAGCCACGUGGGAGCUUGAGGAUAAGAUGAUGGAACUAUACCCGGAACUCUUUCCAUAA
Molecule: messenger RNA, 768 nt
Organism: Salvia hispanica
Lineage: Eukaryota; Viridiplantae; Streptophyta; Magnoliopsida; Lamiales; Lamiaceae
Source: RefSeq, a predicted model, not a curated record